This is a messenger RNA of Bipolaris zeicola 26-R-13, 405 nucleotides long. RefSeq lists its product as uncharacterized. NCBI's taxonomy places the organism in Eukaryota, Fungi, Ascomycota, Dothideomycetes, Pleosporales, Pleosporaceae. The record is from RefSeq and is a predicted model, not a curated record. The transcript has a single exon. Bases 1 to 405 code for a protein of 134 amino acids.
AUGGCACCAGAUGGCCCGUGCCCGCUUACCGCAGCGGUGGCCCUCUUUUUCGACGGCCCCUGCAUACAUACGGAUACUCAACCUGUGUUUUUCUGCAAAGCACCAAUGCCUGUCACGACUUUUCCACCCCGUCCACUCUCCUGCUGCCAUUGCUAUCGAUAUUGCGCGGCCAGCCUCGCCGACUCCACCCUGCUGAUUUACCCCUCGCAUCUGGACUCUCCGCACCCACUGCAGCCGCCGCGCCGUGGGCCACAGCCAACAGCACGCCGCCAGAAGAUGCCAGCGCUGCACCGCACAGAUGCAUUCGCAAGCUGGAGUACCCCAAUUCGCUGUCAGUCUGGAGGCCGUGCUCCACUGUGGGGCAUCACGGACGGCACACACAUCAACUCUGCAAAUGCUGCAUGA